This is a messenger RNA of Pseudophryne corroboree (corroboree frog), 1191 nucleotides long. RefSeq lists its product as uncharacterized. Bases 1 to 1029 code for a protein of 342 amino acids. The transcript has 5 exons. The record is from RefSeq and is a predicted model, not a curated record. NCBI's taxonomy places the organism in Eukaryota, Metazoa, Chordata, Amphibia, Anura, Myobatrachidae.
AUGGCCAAGGAGGCAAAGUCUGCCAGUUGUGUGAAAUGUAUUGUAGCUGAUUCUGUUUUACGAAAGAGAGCCAGCACAGCCAGGUCACAAACCACACAGGCAAGUGAUGCGGAUGCUGGCGAUGCAGGAACUUCAUCAUCGCACCACACUCCACUAAGACGACAUUCGCAGGGGUCUGGCAGUCUCCAGAAGAUGGGUAGUAAGAGACGCCGACUUGAGCCCGUACCUACACCCGCAUCCUCACCACCACAACGGCGCAUCUCAACUGUGUUGCUUCAGCCACCCGAUGCCAUUUUGGCCAAUCCACAAACCGAUGAGCCUCAAUCCCCUCAGCUGUCUGAUCCAGACAUCAUGCCCCAGGAUACCCAGCAGGAAACGGACUUGCAGCAAACUUACACACUACACCUGCAAGCAGUUGAUCCUAACCAGCCACCCACGCCGGCUGAGAUUACUCCCCCACCCCAAACAACCCCCACCCAACAAGUGAGCCCAACACCACCCCAGCCACAAAUGGGACAAGACUUUUGGUCCAGUUGGACCACACAACAGGCCCAACAUUAUGCCUGUCUGCAAAACCACCGCCAAUACCUUGCCAGUCUGCCACAUCAUCUACCGAGACUGAGUAGAAACUCAGACAGACUGAUUGUUCAACUUGGCAGAGUGGCCAAUAGCAUGGAACAAAUGAGAGCAGACAACAGCCAAAUGAUAGGAAGCUUUCAACGCAUCAUGGAUGAACAAAACCGCCAGCAACAAGCCCUCAUACAACUAAUCCAGAACAAUCAGAUGAUCACAGAAAGUAUGUCCAGAAUAGUUGCCAACAACACAGCCGCAACAACACAACUGACAGCAAGCAUCAACAACUUGAGCCAAAACAUCAAUUUGUUAGCAGCACAGCAACAAGGCUCAAGCUCAGGGACAACCACACCUAGCCAGACCCCAAUUUCCUCCCCAGUUAGGCGAUCAAGCAGAACACGGCCCAAUGUGCCAACAGAAUCCUCUGCAGCCACCAAAAAAAGCACACGAAAAUGAGCAAGCAAAAAAACAAAAAAUAAAGUAUUGUCCCAUAUCACUCACGAUUCUAGAUUUGUGUCCAACACCAGAGCCGGCCUUAGGCAUAGGCAAACUAGGCAAAUGCCUAGGGCAUUUGGUAUGCUUAGGGGCACCAGCAGGUUCUGAUGAUUAAAAUGAUAU